This is a messenger RNA of Mangifera indica (mango), 1392 nucleotides long. RefSeq names its product F-box/kelch-repeat protein At5g43190-like. Lineage: Eukaryota; Viridiplantae; Streptophyta; Magnoliopsida; Sapindales; Anacardiaceae. Bases 139 to 1212 code for a protein of 357 amino acids. Gene Ontology annotation, molecular function: protein binding. The transcript has a single exon. The record is from RefSeq and is a predicted model, not a curated record.
GCAUAAAUUUUCUUCACAACAAAUGAAGAUAUUUAAUAAGGAACCUGUUAGUUUAUUGUAACAGUUUUUAAUACCCACAAGCAAACUAACAGGUUACUUAUGGAGGACUAAUGAGGUCUCCAUUUCCAAUCAUCAGAAAUGGAUCCUGCCAUAUGGAGCCAUCUGCCAGAAGAACUUUUGGAGCAUGUUCUCUAUUUUCUGCCUCUCAGAACGUUCUUGAAUUUGAGAUCAACAUGUAAGCAUUUCAAGUCUCUUCUAUUUUCACCUUCUUUCAUGUCUAAAUACUCUUCUUCUUCUUCAAGUUUCCCGUCUUUUAUUUUGCUAUCUCAUCCCCAGUGUUACCUUCACUUCCCUCUUUAUGACUCCAACCUUGGAACCUGGCGCUGUUUGUCUCGCUCCCUCUCUGCUUUGCAACCCUGCGCCGCUGGUGCUUCGUCUACUCUUUUAUCAUCCUCUAAUGGCCUCUUUUGCUUUUCUCUUCCUACUUUGUCGUCUUUUCUUGUCUGUAAUAUAUUGACCAUGUCUUCGAGAAUCAUCAAGUUCCCCACUUAUCCUUUUGCUUUUGAGUCCCUGACUUUGGUUUCUACGCCUUCUGGUUAUAAAAUCUUUAUGUUCUCCACAAAAUUUUCUCCGAAUUACUGUUUUGUUUAUGAUUCAAGGGAACUGUGUUGGAGGAUAUUUGAUGUUUUUGAUUCGAUGCUCAGUGGCAGUGAUCAUCAAGAACCUGUAUUCUGUAAUGGGUCAUUGUAUUUUACAACUCCAGAGCCGUUUUCAAUAGUGAGCUUUGAUUUGGAAAGUGGAAAAUGGGACAGACUCGAUGGUAACUUGCCUACUGAGGUUACAUUUGUUAGACUGGUAAGUGAUGGUGAAGGGAAGUUGUAUUUGAUUGGUGGAAUUGGAAUAAAUGGGAUUUCAAGUAGCAUGAAACUGUGGGAAUUGGGCGAUGGAGGAACAUGGAUUGAAGUGGAGAGCUUGCCUGAAUUGAUGUGUAGAAAAUUCAUGUCAAUUUGUUACCACAAUUAUGAGCACGUUUAUUGCUUUUGGCAUCAAGGUAUGAUCUGUGUUUGCUGCUACACAUGGCCAGAGAUCUUGUACUUCAAGGUUUCAAGAAGGACUUGGCAUUGGCUGCCCAAAUGCCCUUUAAUUCCAGACAAGUGGAGCUGUGGUUUCAGAUGGUUUUCCUUUGUUCCAGAGCUGUACGCUUUGGUUUGACCUACUUAUCUUCAUAUGCCAGAUUCUGUGGAUCUUUGUUCAUUUAAAACCUAUUUAUAAUUUUAACUGCUUGCAUAUGUAAUCCAGUACCUCUUAUUGAAAGUUGUGGCCCUUGUGAUCGUAUUGACCCAGUCUUCUUUCAUAAAUAAAGUUCUCUGAAAUAUUUUACUCUUGAUUCUA